Molecule: messenger RNA, 919 nt
Organism: Zychaea mexicana
Lineage: Eukaryota; Fungi; Mucoromycota; Mucoromycetes; Mucorales; Lichtheimiaceae
Exons: 3
Coding region: 262-744 (160 amino acids)
Source: RefSeq, a predicted model, not a curated record
CAGACGAUCAUAUGACAAAGGUCUACAGGAUGCACAUGGUCCUUGUUAUUUCGUAUAAUGGACAGCUUCCCAUCACUGGUAAAUCUCUGGUAUAACGAGCCGAGCACUUGGUACAACGUCAUCGUAGUACAAACCUAUGCCUAUUGUACGAUACGUUCCGUUGUUGUGAGAACGAAAAGGCGAAACGAUAAGAAGGACGAGUUGAGUCAAGUCGUUGGGGGGCUUACAAACCCAUUAAAAUGGUAAAACGCAUUUGCUCGUAUGGUGAUGACGUAUACGCACAUACACACAUCACACACACAAACACACACACACAAAAAAAACCACAGCACACACGGCACAUAUUUUGCUCUUUAUGGUUGUUUUUUCGUUUCCUUUCUCUCUCUUCUUUCUUCUAGCUCCUGCCUUUGUUCCUUGGCAGAAAUGAAGCAGCGUCGUCGACCGCGCCAUUUCUCUCCCUCUUCGUUUUGCAUAACACCGCUGCCGCUGCUGUUGGUGCUUAUCGCGCUAAUAUGUUUGCCUACAGCAAUCGCACAGCAGCAGCCCAUGCUUGACACUUCAUUUACAAACGAAGCCAAUUUCACGCAAUGCUCCGAUCCAAACACCUUUAUCGUCCAUAGUCUUAGUCGAAGUUACGAUCACGCCACCAAUACCUUUAGCUUCAACCUAAGCGGACACUCCUCGAUCGCAGUUACCAACCUUAACCCAGGGCAAAACCGUAAGUGCCCCCCCCUCUCUGUUUGAAUACACAAGCUUGUAGGCACGAUAAUGACUUGAGCUAUUCCUUCAGAAUACUCUUCGGCAAGGACAGAAGUCGUGGUAGGCUUUAAUGCAUUGAUGGAUCAGCGCCAGAGGCUAUGCCCGACGCUGGAGAACGGCACCAAUGGAUGUCCGAUAUCGGCGGAUUCAGACGUGUCAA